ACAAUUCAGUGGAAUUGCAUCCAGGUGCAAUAUAAAUGUUCGAGAUGUAUAUGUAGUUAUAUUUUGACAAAUGCUUAGGUCGACACAGAUGCUAUUCACAUGAUAACAUACAGAAUCUAAGGACAAUGUUAAAAGACACAAACUGGGACCUGUUUACUGAACAAGCUCUUGACAACACAAUUAGUAACAUAACACAUUAUCUCAAUUUCUGUCUUGAUGUUUGUUGUCCUAAAGAGACAAUCUUCUUAAAGUUCGACCGUUUCGCCUCAUCUCAACUCAAAAAGCUUCGCCGUCAAAAAGAGAGGUUAUACAAAAUGAAAAAUAAAUCUGGUGUUAAGAGAAUAAACACUUUGAUUAAAGCCGAAUUACAAAGAUUAAAUGCUCUCUAUAACCAGAAGUUUCUUUCAUGUAAAUCCUCAUCUAAUAUGUGGAAGCUAUUAAAGGAAAUCACAGGUGGUAAGCAAAUAAUGAAUGAUACUUCUGUCGAUGUUGAUAUGCUUAAUAAAUCCUUCAUAUGUAUCCCUGCAGAUGUUAUGAUUCCCAAAUCUAAUAGUAUAAAUAAUGACUGCUUUUCAUGUUUUAACACGAAUGAUGUCCUCAAGUGUCUUCAAUCUCUCAAACCUACCCAGUCCCUUGGUCCUGAUGGAGUUCCUGCUGUUAUCCUUAAGAAGUGUGCUGACAUCUUAUGUUACCCAUUAACUGACAUUUUCAAUGAAUCUUUUUCCAAAGGUUUUAUUCCUGACUCAUGGAAAAAUAUCAAGGUUGUUCCAGUGCCCAAAUCAACAAGUGGACCUACUGUCAAGUUUAGACCCAUUGCUAUUACCUCACCUUUUUUAAAAGUUAUGGAAAGACUUAUUUUACUUAAUCUUGAACCCUCUUUAAAGCCUUUUAACGACCCCAACCAGUUUGCCUAUAAACAUAGUAGGUGUACCCUAGAUGCCGCUGUAGUUCUAUAUCAUAAUAUAGUCUCUAGUUUAGAUAGAGGAGCCAAAUAUGUUCGGUGUGCCUUCCUUGAUUACACAUCUGCAUUUGACUCUGUACCUAGGUCUCUCUUGUUAAGUAAGCUUGCUGCAACACAGAGUGAGAGCUGGAUAAAUAAGUGGUUGUAUUCCUACUUUUCUGAUAGGAAGCAGUACACUGUCUACAAUGGAAAGUCCUCCUCUACCUCACUUACUUUAGCUGGUGUUACUCAAGGUGCCGUUCUUUCUCCUUUUCUGUUUUCUUUUUUCUUACAUGACUUGCCCCAUUCUGAUGUAGCCACUUUUGUCAAGUAUGCUGAUGACCUCUCUGUCUCCAUGCCUGUCAACUCUCAGUCAGACUGUUCCAUAUUAAAUAACUUUCUCUCGGAAAUUAGUCAGUGGUCCUCUUCAAACGGUCUUAAGCUGAAUCCGUCUAAAUGUCAGGUAGUAAAUUUUACUUUCAGACGAAAACAUGACCUUCAACAACUAGCUAGCUCACAUGGUCCCACUAUCAUUGACGGCAUAGAGGUUGAAACUACAUCAGAUGUCAAGUACCUUGGACUGAGUAUUUCCUCCGAUCUUUCCUGGUCCUCUCACAUCUUGCUAGUGACUAGAAAGAUGUUUCGCUUAACGUUCUACCUUAGGAAGUUUAGGCAGUCUGGUAUAAAGCAGUCUUUACUUUCUCAGUUUGUCAAUUCCUGUAUUCUACCCAUCCCUCUUUACUGCUCCCCAUUAAUCUUUCCUGGACUACUUAAGAAAGACUUUGCUUCGCUGCGUAGGGCACUAAAAGCUGUUAGUAGGGCAAGUGGGAUAUCGUUAAACCAACUGGUUAACACCAUAGUGGAUAGACAUAUAAUGUCAUGUAAGAAACUAGCAAAUUCUAUAUUGUCAGACCCUGAGCAUCCUCUCUAUACACAGCUCUCUCCUUGCAUUUCAUCUGGUAGAACUAGAAGUAACUAUAGGAAGCUAUAUGCCAGGACUACCAAGUAUAAAAACUCCACAAUACCUUAUCUGGCACAGCUGUUAUGUGAUGAGAAAACUGUUAGGCAUGACAUGAUCAAUUUACUGCGGCACUCUAACAAAUAGUUCCCAUUAGCUUUUGUUCUCCUUUCUUUGUUACUAUUAUAUUGUUGCUCAUAUAUUCUAUUACAGACUAAUUUUAUAUAUCAUAUCCUGUGGUGCAUUGUUUAAAUAUGUGAAUGCAAUGCUGUUCUUUUU
Messenger RNA from Trichobilharzia szidati, 2177 nucleotides. Lineage: Eukaryota; Metazoa; Platyhelminthes; Trematoda; Strigeidida; Schistosomatidae. The record is from the annotation of a GenBank genome assembly.